CUGAGGUCAUCCAGGCAAUUCAGGCCAGCUUGCCCUCCUUUCUCCAUCCUCGCUCGGUCUCGUUUCCUCCCCCUCCCCCUUCGACACUACAAAGUUGCAAACCCCUUCUUUUUUUUUUACCCCCCUUCGAAAACACCAACCCUCGAUAGCUCACGGCUUGCUUGCCCUUCCCAAAACACCCUCACUCCAAGAGCAAGCGAACACGCCGACCAACGGGCCACUUUGCCAAUCUCUUAUUUCCUCUUAUUUUUCCCAAUCCUUCCGUCGCAAACUUCACGACUAAACCUACCUUCACCGAAACGUCAAGGUCAAGGCUAGCCCUCGGAUCUCCUCAGCUUUCCAAUUCACCCUCUUUAGUUUUUCUCCCCACGAUUCUGGACAAAACCCAUUGUCUUCUCUCCGCCAAACAAUCCCGUCAAUCUCGGCGACGACUCUUUUCUCUGAAAAAAUAGACAAGCCUACCGCCACCGCUGCCACUACCUGCCACUACCGCCAGAGCGAACAGCCGGCCUGUCUGUACCUUCUUGUGUGCAACAGCCACGUCAACCGACCUACCUAGCUAGCUACCUUUACGACCCACCUCCGUCGAUCCUUCUCUCCUCCCCGCGAUGGCUCAGCAGAGAGGUCCUUCCUACGGCCUGGGCGCCGGUGGUCCCGCGUCUUUCGGCGGCCCGAGUGCGGACAACUCCGAGUCCAGCCCUCUGGACAUGAUCCGUCAACAGACGAGCAAGAUUGAGGACCUCUUGGACUCCGUGAGCGAGCCAAUCAAGCCUUAUCUGCCCGCCAUUGGCCGCUUCCUGAUCGUCGUCACCUUCCUCGAGGAUGCCCUCAGAAUCGUCACCCAAUGGAGCGACCAGCUCCUCUACCUCCACGACUACCGCCACAUUCCCAACGGUAUCACGCACCUUUUCCUCAUCGUCAACGUCCUCGCCAUGCUCGCCUGCUCCACGCUCGUCAUCAUCCGCAAGUACUCCGACUAUGCCGUUGCCGGCCUCAUGGCCGUCGUCACCACCCAGGCUCUGGGGUACGGCUUGAUUUUCGACCUCAACUUCUUCCUGCGCAACCUGUCCGUCAUUGGCGGUCUCUUGAUGGUGCUUUCCGACUCGUGGGUCCGCAAGACCAAGGCAUUCGCCGGCCUACCUCAGCUUGACGAGAAGGACCGCAAGAUGUACUUCCAGCUUGCCGGCCGCGUCCUGCUCAUCUUCCUCUUUGUCGGCUUCGUCUUCAGCGGCUCGUGGUCCGUCUGGCGCAUCAUCACCUCCAUCAUCGGCUUCGUCGCCUGCGUCAUGGUCGUCGUCGGCUUCAAGGCCAAGUUCAGCGCCACCCUGCUCGUCCUCAUCCUCAGCAUCUUCAACAUUCUCGUCAACAACUUCUGGACCCUCCACGAGCACCACCCCCACAAGGACUUCGCCAAGUACGAUUUCUUCCAGAUCCUCUCCAUCGUCGGCGGUCUCCUCCUGCUCGUCAACGCCGGCCCCGGCCAGUUUUCCAUCGACGAGAAGAAGAAGGUCUACUAAACAGCGGAAGAACGAAAACAGCCAGAGGCCCGGCCUCGGAAAUGGCAGGGACACCUUGGAGAGAAAGGAGAGAAAGGAGAGAGGAGGGGAAGACCAUCGAUAUUAUAGGGUCAGUUUCUUGGCAUUACAAACGGCAUUCAAAAAAAGUUGCAAACUUUGUCUCGCUCUGCGGUUUGCGUCUGGGUGGGGUUACGAGAGUCACAUUGAAGCAUAUAUGAUGGGUAGACGCAGAAGGGGGGUUCUAUAGCAGGAACGGGCAAGUUUAAGCUGCGCGUUAGGAAUGGAGAAAGAUAUAUUCAAGUUCACACACGAUUUCUGGACCUUUUGGGGCGCCGUUGUCUCGGCGGCUUAACGUGCGUGUGUGUGUGUGGUUGUCGAGAGGGGGAG
Messenger RNA from Colletotrichum destructivum, 1904 nucleotides. RefSeq lists its product as uncharacterized. Gene Ontology annotation, cellular component: endoplasmic reticulum; endoplasmic reticulum-Golgi intermediate compartment; membrane. The transcript is spliced from 4 exons. NCBI's taxonomy places the organism in Eukaryota, Fungi, Ascomycota, Sordariomycetes, Glomerellales, Glomerellaceae. The record is from RefSeq and is a predicted model, not a curated record. The coding region runs from base 609 to 1517 and encodes 302 amino acids. Gene Ontology annotation, biological process: Golgi organization.